Messenger RNA from Oryctolagus cuniculus (rabbit), 932 nucleotides. NCBI's taxonomy places the organism in Eukaryota, Metazoa, Chordata, Mammalia, Lagomorpha, Leporidae. The record is from RefSeq and is a predicted model, not a curated record.
UUUCGUUUGCACUGAUUUCACUCUGAAAUAUUUUACAUUUCAAUUCAAUUUUUCUUUUUUAGCUGUAUUUUGGGGUGAUAUUGCCUUAGAUGAUGAAGACUUAAAUAUCUUUCAAAUAGAUAGGACGAUUGAUCUUACACAGAAUCCUUUUGGACAGUUUGGACAUACCACAGGUGGACUUGGAGAUCAUGGUGUAUCAAAGAAACGAGGAGCCCUCUACCAGCUUAUAGACAGGAUCAGAAGAAUCGGCUCUGGCUUGGAGCAAAACAGCACAGUUAAGGGAAAAGUACCUCCAAAAUUCUCAGGGCCAAAUGAGAAAAACCGAGUUCCCAGAGCUGCCACAUCAAGAACUGAGAGAAUCUGGCCUGGAGGGGUUAUUCCUUACGUUAUUGGAGGCAACUUCACUGGCAGCCAGCGAGCCAUGUUCAAGCAGGCCAUGAGACACUGGGAAAAGCACACGUGUGUGACUUUCAUUGAAAGAAGUGACGAAGAGAGUUAUAUUGUAUUCACCUACAGGCCUUGUGGGUGCUGUUCCUAUGUGGGGCGAAGGGGAAAUGGACCUCAGGCAAUCUCCAUUGGCAAGAACUGUGAUAAAUUUGGAAUUGUUGUUCACGAGUUGGGUCAUGUGAUAGGCUUUUGGCACGAGCACACGCGGCCAGAUCGAGAUAACCAUGUAACCAUCAUAAGAGAAAACAUCCAGCCAGGUCAAGAGUACAAUUUUCUGAAGAUGGAACCCGGCGAAGUGAACUCACUUGGGGAAAGAUACGACUUUGACAGCAUCAUGCACUAUGCCAGGAACACCUUCUCAAGGGGGAUGUUUCUGGAUACGAUUCUCCUCCGCGAUGAUAAUGGCAUACGUCCCGCCAUCGGUCAACGCACGCGUUUAAGUAAAGGAGAUAUUGCACAGGCAAGAAAGUUGUAUCGAUGUCCAG